Molecule: messenger RNA, 3534 nt
Organism: Culex quinquefasciatus (southern house mosquito)
Lineage: Eukaryota; Metazoa; Arthropoda; Insecta; Diptera; Culicidae
Gene: Wdr33
Product: pre-mRNA 3' end processing protein WDR33
Exons: 8
Coding region: 350-3313 (987 amino acids)
Cellular component (GO): mRNA cleavage and polyadenylation specificity factor complex
Molecular function (GO): protein binding
Source: RefSeq, a predicted model, not a curated record
AACGGUAAAAAGAUGGUCGCUUGCUUCACGCGUUGCUCGGGAAAGUCGCGGUGAAAUUUUUCGCGAAAAUCGUUCAUUUUUGCGGGUAAUUUCGGGUGAAAAGUGCUCCGUUCGAAACCGGAUCGUGUCGCGAGUGUUUCAAAGCUGAUUUCCGCCACUUUUGCCACCAUUUAAAGCGCUUAUUCGGGACUCAAAGUUGGUGUUGCAAAUUUGCAUGGUGUCACACGAACACAAAGUGGGCUGAAAAUGUUGGACUAGCGCUGACGGGACGGGACGCAGCAUAGAGUAACAAAAAAAAAAAAGAGUGUGAAAUUUUUUUAAUUUUUGCCAAACUAGUGUAGCGCAGAGGAUGGAGUUUUCCCAACCUCCGCCGGACCCGAUGGCGGGCCCAAACUUUGCGAAUCCGCCGCCGACGACGCGGAUCCUGAGCUAUCAGGGGCCGCAGCAGCAGCAAAAGCAGCACGGCUUCUACCACCACCGGCCGUACCAUCACUUUAAUGGGUUCCGCGGUGGGCCGCCCAUGACGCAGGACGACUUUGACGGCAAGCGGCUUCGGAAGUCGGUGAUGCGGAAAACCGUCGAUUAUAAUGCGUCCAUCAUUAAGGCGCUGGAGACUCGCACCUGGCAACGCGACUACCGGGACCGGCGUGCCCUGCAACCGGAGAGCAUCUACCUGCCGGAGAUGUUGCCACCGCCGAGCUACAUGGACAAUCCCAUCAACGCCGUCACGACGCGCUUCGUCAAAACGGCCACCAACAAAAUGCGCUGCCCGAUCUUCACCCUGGCGUGGACUCCGGAGGGCCGCCGUCUGGUGACCGGUGCCAGCUCCGGCGAGUUUACCCUCUGGAACGGGCUCACCUUCAACUUUGAGACGAUCUUACAGGCUCACGACGUGUCCGUGCGGACCAUGGUUUGGUCGCACAACGACAACUGGAUGGUGACGGGCGACCACAGCGGCUUCGUCAAGUAUUGGCAGUCCAACAUGAACAACGUCAAGAUGUUCCAGGCCCACAAGGAGCCGAUCCGUGGAAUCAGCUUCAGCCCAACGGAUUCAAAGUUUGCCAGCUGCAGCGACGACGGAACGGUGCGCGUUUGGGACUUUUACCGGUGCCAGGAGGAGCGCGUCCUCCGAGGUCACGGUGCGGACGUCAAGUGUGUCCACUGGCACCCCCAGAAGGCGCUGAUCGUGUCCGGCAGCAAGGACAACCAGCAGCCCAUCAAGCUGUGGGACCCCAAAAGUGGCCAAGCACUGGCAACACUGCACGCCCACAAGUCGACCGUGAUGGACCUCCGGUGGAACGACAACGGCAACUGGCUCGUGACGGCCUCGCGUGACCAUCUGUUGAAGCUGUUCGAUCUGCGGAACCUUAGCGAGGAGGUGCAGGUGUUUCGCGGUCACAAGAAGGAAGCGAGCGCCGUGUCGUGGCAUCCCGUGCACGAGGGUCUGUUCGCGUCGGGUGGUUCGGACGGGUCGAUUCUGUUUUGGAAUGUUGGCACGGACAAGGAGGUCGGAGGAAUCGACAACGCGCACGAAAGUAUAGUGUGGACGUUGGCGUGGCACCCGUUGGGCCACAUUCUGUGCUCCGGGUCGAACGACCACACGAUCAAGUUCUGGACGAGGAAUCGGCCGGGUGACCAGAUGAGGGACAAGUACAAUCUCAACACGCUGCCGGCGAGUUUGGCCGGGUUGGACGAGUGUGAGCUGGAUGACCACGUGGCCAUUCCGGGCAUGGGACCUGAGGAUAAGAUCGACAUGGCCGACAGCUUGGGAACGAACAACAACGGGGUCAUUCCGGGGUUGGACUUUGCCAACGUGACCAACUUUAACGAUAAAAUGCGCGAGAAGAAGAUUCCGUACAGCAAACCGAUUCCGCGAAACUUCCAGGCCCAGUGGAACGAGGCCAACAAGUACGAUGAUCACCACGUGGCAUCGGACGAGAUCAAGGACGUGAUAUCGCAGAUCGUGGAAAGCAAUCCGGGUGUGGCGCCGCUCAAGAAGAUGGCCCCGUCGGCGAUCAUCGUGUACGACCGGGUGAUACAGGUGCAACCGGGAUCUGAGCUGGAAUCCGUGACGCUGGAGGGACCGGAAGCGCUCAACCGGUACAUCAUCAUGGGUCGCAUACCGGAGCUGCACGACAUGAUCCCACCGAUCACCGACGAUGAAAUUCUCCAGAUCGAGCAGAACGGGUUGGAUAUUUUCGCGAGCCGGGCCAAGCUGGACAUCGAUCCGACCUUCAUCUACAACAAAACCACCAAGAUUGAACCGACGGAACCGCCGGAAGCUACCGAACCCCUACUUUCGUCCACAUCGCUAAUGAAACGGCGAACUCCACCGCCAACAGCGCCCGAUCCAACGGCGGGCAUUCCCUCGUUGCUUCAGCUGGACAUUAACCCGCCUCCGGACGUACGGUUCAACACGGAUGAACUGGAGGACGAAAUCGCCCUGCGGAACAGCAAAAAGGGUCGCGAGCGGGAAAAGCAAAAAGAGAAGGAACGUCGCGAGCAGCAGGAAGAGAUGAAACUUUGGGCCGAGCAGAACGAGUGCAACUGGGACGACGAUGGUGGUGGCCUCGGCGGUGGCGACGACAGACCCACGUUCAAGUCUCGGGACCGAUCACCGAUCGACAGCCACAACAGCAACAGCAAUGGCAACUGGUCGACGUACGAUCGCGACACCGGCGGAGACACGCUGGCCACCGGCGGCAGUUACCACAGCGCGGACAACAGCCGCGACAACGCCAACAGUCGGGACGGGUCCGGCUUCGGCGGCAACAACUUUGGCAGCAACUUCAACCAAGGCGGCGCCGGCGGCUUCGGUAACACCUUUAGCGGUGGUCCCAACAGCUUCAACCAACCACCAAACAACCGGCCAAACAGUUACAAUUCCGGACCGCCCACCAACUUUGGCCAAGGUCCCAACAGCUUCAGCCAAGGUCCGCCCUACGGUCAAGCACCGCCCAACUUCAACGGACCACCGCCAAACUUCAACGCCGGUGGUCCACCGCCCAACUUCAGUUCCGGACCGCCGGUCAACUUCCCGCCCGGCAACUUCAACUCGGCACCGCCCGGAAAUUUCGGCAACUUCAACUCCGGACCUCCACCUCCGCCGCCAAAUAACUACAACAACAACAACUUCAACAACGGUGGUGGUGGUGGCGGCGGGAACAAUUACGGUGGUCCGGAUCACGGCGGAAACGACGAUUGGAACAGGGGGGGAGGUCGUGGCGGCGGUGGUAGGAAUAACAUGCGAGGGGGUGGGCGCGGUAAUCAGCGUGGUGGUGGGGGCUUCCGAGGGGGCAAUCGGCGGAACUAAGGCUUUUUUUCUAGCGAAUAAAACAUGUUUUUUUGAAUAAGAGAGCGCGCGCGCGUGAGUGUCGAGUGACGAAUGUGGUGUACAAAUAGUUUCGAUUUCGCGAGGGAAAAUUUACGAAAAUUGUUUGUAGAAAAUUAUUAUUGAAUGGGCGGGAGGAGGGCGAGAAUCGUUGCCUGGAGUGUGAAAAUUUAUCCGAUAAGAAUAAAAAAUGUAUGUAAGCA